Eupeodes corollae is the source of this 10272-nucleotide messenger RNA. It is a transcript of the gene Megf8, whose product is annotated as multiple epidermal growth factor-like domains protein 8. The record is from RefSeq and is a predicted model, not a curated record. The transcript has 7 exons. Lineage: Eukaryota; Metazoa; Arthropoda; Insecta; Diptera; Syrphidae. Gene Ontology annotation, molecular function: calcium ion binding; protein binding. Bases 388 to 8997 code for a protein of 2869 amino acids.
AGUAAACCCUACACACAACACAUCUCGCCCAUUGAUAAGCCCAGUGAAACAAACAAAAAUAAACAAUAAAUAAAUUAAAUAAACGAACUCUCCUUGUUAUCAUGUCGAUGCUAAUAACCCCCUCGAGUUUUCCAAAAUAAAUUCCAUUCGGUUUCUUAUGAUUUCGAGCUUCAAUCGACCCAAAUCAAAACACUCAUUCUUCAUAUUCUAUCGUGAGUUGUGAGGUGAACCCAAAAGCCCAAAGCCAAUUGUCCAUUAGUUAGAAUAGAACGUUAAUAAAAAAUAAAGAAAAACAACAGAAACAACAAAAUGUGCAUAAAUUAAAAGUUGUACCUCUUAAAGUUUCACAAAGUCGUUUGGUAAAUUUAAUUACACCAUAAACUAGUGAUGUGGAUAUUCGGAUAUCUUCCAGUAGCUAAACAAAAUACUCUCCUACCCUGGGUGAUCCAUGUUUGCGCCCAUAUAUGCAUUUUGAGGCAGCAUUUUGUGUCGGGCGAGAGAAUAGCCCUACUGCCGUCCCCCACCCACUUCCAGCCAUGUGAUCGCAGUAGGAAAGUUUUUACCGAGCCCUAUGGUGAGAUUUCCGAUGGACCCGCCGGAUUCAAUUAUACACAAGACUCGCACUGUGAAUGGCUUAUCAAGGCCAGAAAUGCGAGUCAAUUUAUCACACUCACGUUCCAUAGCAUGGGAACAGAAUGCUCGUAUGACUAUAUUUAUGUUUACGAUGGUGACACAUUCAAUGCUACGCUACUGGGCAGUUUUAGUGGACGGACGGAGCCUCAACGUCUUGUUGCUAGUUCUGGAAAUAUGCUGAUUCUGUUGUAUAGUGACACAAAUUACGUGUUAGACGGCUUCCGGGCAUCGUACUACAUAUCAAACUGUUUAAACAACUGCCACAACCACGGCAAGUGCGUAGGCCAUCAGUGUGUUUGUCAUGGAGAAUGGGUUGGACCCGAUUGCAAGGAUGAAGCGUGUCCGGAUAAAUGUGGAGAAUUAUUUGGGCGAGGGAAGUGUAUUAAUGGAAUGUGCAAAUGCGAACAGGGAUAUACCGGCAAGCUAUGUGACUUGUAUGUCAAUCCAAAUGGCAGCAAUUGGAGAUGGUUAGCAGCAGAUUCCGAUGGAAUGACACCAAGAGCAGCACACACUUCGGUGUAUGUAGAAGAACAGGAUUCUUUGUAUGUUUUUGGUGGAUACGAUCUAAAUCACGUGUUGGAUUCACUUCAAAUUUAUCGUUUCAAUACAAGUCAAUGGGAAGAUGAAUGGGGAAUUCCCCUACACAAUCGACAUCACUUCUAUCAACCACAAAAGAUAGAUCGCACUUUACUUCAGGCAGUUCUCUCGAAUCACAAUGAAGACGAAGCUAAAUUAUGGGGUCUAAAUAGUAAUGUAUCAUUUUUUACAAAUGUUCUACAUACUUUGGCCAAGAGCAACUUGAAUCAGCGAAGAACUCGAUCGUACACAAAUGAAACCGAACAGAAUUUAUCUAGUUUCUUUGAAGAUAUUUUGGAAAAUGUCACCGAUAAUAAGCCAUUGGCUCGUUAUGGUCAUGCGGCAGAUAAUGUGCCAGAUGGAUUUGUUAUUUUUGGAGGAAAGCUUGAAAAUGGUAGUUUUUGUAAUGACUUGUGGUUCUACAACACAACUGAAAGUGGAGGAAAGUGGCGUUUGAUGGCUAAGAAUUCAAUCAUUACACCUCCUGCCGUUGCUAGACACUCAAUCAAUCGAGCUGAGGAAUUUCUUUAUCUCUUUGGAGGGACACUGGAAACAGGAGAUUUUUCUUCAAGAAUUUUUCGAAUAAAAGUACCAACGCCUGAUGCUGAUGAAAACGAUGAGCAAUGGGUUGAGAUAAAUCCUCGCGGUGGCAAGACACUGGACGUCCGCUUGGCAGCUCACUCAACUGUGUUCUAUCAGCAUUCGAACUCGUUAAUUGUGUUUGGUGGAAUCAUGACAAGUUUAGCGAGAUUUUCCAAACUUUCCGAUCGCAUUUACUCCUUCCAAUUGGAUAAAUUCCACUGGACUGAAAUUCUUUAUCCGAAAACUGCUCUGCGAGAUACAAAUAUCCCACGGGAACGUGCAUUUCACACUGCCACCAUAUCUGGGAAUCAUAUGAUAGUAUUUGGAGGCUACACUCAUCGCCACAACAAGGAAGAGAUUUGCUAUGACAACCAAAUGUAUUGGUACCAUCUGAGCUGCCACAUUUGGAUAAAUCAAGAAGUCUCGAACGAUAAGCGUCCGUAUCCGAAGAAGCAAGGUGUCUUUGCACAUGCCGCUUCACUCAGACUAAACAAUUCACUACUGAUUGUUGGCGGCUACCAUGGAAAUGUCAAUGCUGAUCUUUUUGCAUACGAGUUGCCGCAGGUGCUGCGGGUUCAAAAUGACAUAUACAAUCCUGAAAAGUCCUGCCGUCUGCAUAUUUCUCACACAGCAUGCCUCUCAGAUCCGGAGUGUGGCUGGUGUUCGGCAGAUAGCAGCUGUUAUGGGCGAACUAUUGGAGCCAACUGCACAACUAAUCUCCAAAUUACCCGAUGUCCUGGGAUUUGUCCAUCACUUGGUGACUGCCAUUCCUGUUUGGUCCAUGGAACCCAGUGGUCCUCUUCGAAAAGCUAUUUCAGUGUAGCCAGCAAAUUGGGAUUGAAUGAGUGUACUUGGUGCGUCCAGAACGCCAGGUGUCACCAUCGAGAUGACAACUACGGUGUUUGUGGAGAAGACACACCAUCUCAUACACCCGGUUGGUGGGGCGACAAGGGCACCGAAAUUUUAAGACCGGAACAAUGCACCCAUCUCGAUCGUCGUCCGGGAUUGACCUACAUAAAAUAUCACUACCCUGUGAACCUGACAAUGCCUGAUUAUGUGUCGAUUGUGAAUGCGACAAUGGUGGACUUCGCCUCGCCCACUCCCACAACUCAGAUGGAACACCAAUUCAGUGGCGAAAUGUUGGCGCGACUCACUGGAUUCGUUAGACCGCCGAAGAACUGGGACCAAACAGAGUUCCAAAUAUGCACCAGUUACUCGUCUUCGGUGCUGAGAGCAGGCCUUGGAACGACUUUGAGCGGAUUGGAAGAUAUAUCGAAUCAAACUACAACGCAAUCAUUCUGCAAGAGCGUGAAGACGCUGAGCAUGGACCUACCAUUUCUGAUUGACUUCCAGGCAAGGAGAAAAAUCGGCGCUGGAAGUGUGUAUAACACUUAUCAAAAAAGUCAAAUGGAGCUGCAGCAUUCCAGCCAUGGAAAUCUUAAGGCAUUCACCUUCGAAUACCUGGAACCUUAUUUCUUUGGCGAGUGUGACAAAUACACAAAUUGCCUUGAAUGUCUGACAGACGCGGCUUGCGGGUGGUGUGACCUCAAUACCAAGUGUUUCUCACGAGCCAUCAACGAAACGAAGGAAUGUGUUGUGUCGGAUGAGAAGUCGACUUCGUGGAGAUACCUGAUCACUCAACCAGGACAAUGCAACAAUUGUUCCAAUUAUAUUUCCUGCGAGGAAUGUAUUGACACAAAACUAUGCGAGUGGUGGGCUGAAGAUGCGCGGUGCUCCCGGCUGGGUAAAUCACCCACCGGCAUCCAGGAGAUCUCUCAGUGUCCGAUGCCGUGUCGUCUGCGAAGUUCCUGCUCGGAGUGUCUUAACGAUCGUGGACGCUGCGUUUGGUGUGAGGCGAAUUCGCAGUGCUUCAGUUUCGCCGUCUACACAAGUGAAUAUCAAUUUGGAAUGUGCCGAGAAUGGAUGGAUCAAUCGAUUGCCCCGAUAUCUGCGGCCUUCGAGACUCCCUCGCCGCUCGCGUCGAAUUCAAUUGGGAAACCCAAGCCACAGCAGUGCAAGUCAUGUUCCCAGCACACCAAUUGUUCGGGCUGCUUGAAAACCUUGAACUGUGGAUGGUGUUUCGAUAGAGAUAACCCCAUAGAGGGCGUCUGCAUGCAAGGAGAUUUCAGUAGGCCGUUCGGGAAUUGUUCUAUCAUGUUGAACACGACCAAUCACGAUGAAGCCGAGUGGGCAUAUUCUCAAUGUCCGGAUGUUGACGAAUGUGGACUUGGUCUUCAUGAUUGCCACAAGGAAGCAAAGUGCACCAACACCCAUGGGUCGUAUAGCUGCCACUGCCGGCGCGGUUACAUCGGAGAUGGUCGACUUUCAUGUAUUCGGACUUGUUACGAGUCCUGCUCUCAUGGGCAUUGCUCAGGUUCCCCGGAUUAUGUGUGCAAAUGUGACCUUGGCUGGACUGGAGACGACUGUUCCGUGAAUUGCGGCUGUAAUAACCAUUCGACUUGUAAUGAGCGUGUGGGGAAGUGUGAUCAGUGCCAGGCGUGGACCGAGGGAGAACGCUGUGAACGUUGCCGCCCUGGAAGCUAUGGCAAUGCCACCUCCCUCGAAGGUUGCCAUCCGUGCGAAUGCAAUGGGCACGGGAAUCAGGAUCGAGGGAUCUGUAAUGCUCAAAACGGCGAGUGCUUCUGCAAGGACAACACUGACGGAUUCAAGUGCGACGUAUGCAACAAGAACUACUACGGAGAUCCCCGUGACGGAGGACAGUGCUAUUUUCAAUGUGAAAGCCGUGGAAGACUCAAAUCGGCAGGAAAACAUGGCAUCGGGUCGUAUCAGUCCGAUAAAAGCCCGUGGGGUGGCGCAGAGGUGCGGGAAUGCUUGUGGCUUGUGUCACCAGAACCAUCGGUCGCCGAAUCCGACACAAUCAUUCAAAUGGAGUUUGAGUGGUCAAGUUUGGUGAUGAAUUGUGACGAAAACGCCGUCUACAUCUACGAUAGUCUGCCAGAUCUCACCGGAACUAGCCAACAACGCCAGUUGGUAGGCAUUGUGUGCAAUCCUUACACCUCUCAGCGCAUAAUAGAAGCCCAUUCGGGACACUUGACCGUCCACUAUAAACAGGGCGGGGAGAACUUUGGUUUCAAUGCCAUUUACAACGUCAAGAACUGCGGAGCUCGCACCUGUCUCGAUCCGCACAUAUGCGACGACAAGGGAAAGUGCAUAUGUCCCCCGGGGUUCGUUGGCUCGAAGUGUGAGCUGCGCAUCUGCCCAAACAAUUGCAACUCUGAGACGGGAAAAGGAUUCUGCGACACCCACUAUGGUCGAUGUCUUUGCAGUCCAAACUAUGGAGGGCCAGACUGUGGAGUGGCAAUUAAAAGUAACCUCCUCCAAGUCACCGAACUCUUUAAUACGCUUUUCCUGAGUGACUCCUUGGAGCAUUUAAAGAAAACAAUUCCUCGUUUUGGACAUUCUCUAAACGCAGAUAAACGUGGGUCGUUGUGGAUGUUUGGGGGUUAUUCGCUUUCAAACGGACCGCUCAACGACAUCCGGCAGUUCGAUACGAAAAACAACACAUGGGUUCAAGUGGCAGUGGAAUCGACGCCAGACGCAAAGAUGCCAUUGGGUCGGUACUUCCAUGCGGCUGAGAUUUAUUUGGCCAAACAAUCAAUUUACAUCUAUGGAGGUUUGUCCCGGACGGAGAAGAAUAAGUCGGCCCGGGGACAAGUUCUCGAUGACUUCUGGCAGUUUUCCAUUCAAAACCAGCGAUGGGACGAAAUUGAAUUCUUUACGAAUGAACGCCCACCGCCAUUGGCGGGGCACACCUUGACAUUCAUUAAGAAACACGAUAGAGAAUCGUUGCUUUUGGUUGGCGGCAUUUCCUCAGACAAAGUUGUCAACCAGCUGGAGUUGUGGGAGUUCAAUUUGGAUGCCACUCGCUGGGAGCGAUUGCUGGCUCUCGGAGUGCAAAUGCCCGUUUUAUAUGGACACAGUGCAGUGUAUCACGCAACUUCGAAUACCGUCUAUGUUUUUGGAGGCUAUGCAUCGGGAGAGAUUCAAAACAAGCUUUACGCUUUGAAUCUGCAGAAGAUCACUUGGAUAGAGUUGCCAGUAUUUAAGGAGCUCAACAGGCCAGAGUACAAUCUUCCCCGAGGCAGAUACUUCCAUUCCGCUGUCACAACUGAAAAUUACAUGAUAGUAUAUGGCGGGCGGACGAAGCCGUACAAUGCCAGUGAUGUCCUGAUUGCGUAUAUCUACGAUUGCAAUCAGUGGGUCCGCUUGACGGAGGACGUUGAAAUCCUCGGCAAGUUGCCGCAAUACACAUUCGCCGAAGGAGUGACCAUAGAUCAGGAGAACAAGGCAAUAUACGUGGUGGGUGGAUGGGAUGGCAGUACACAAGGUCAGGUGAUAAAAGUUGGUCUUCCCGAUGAUAUAUGCCAAUUCUGGAGCACAGGGAAGUACAUGUGUCGACAUUACAUGGGCUGCAGCUUUUGCAGUGUGGUGUCCGAAGAGGAGACGUCUACUUUUUGUUUCUCCGAAGGAAACUCCGAAGUUUGUGAGUCGGCCAAUGGAACACUGAUUUCGAAUAUUGGCGCUCUGUGUGAUGAUGUUUGGAUGUCUCGGAGGAACUGUUUGACUUUCAACACUUGCUCAUCCUGCCUAGCGUCGUGGCCUACUCAUUCCGAGUUGAAUCCCGUGUGUCAGUGGUGCGAUGAUUGUGGAAUCGAAGGACGCUGUGUACCAGCUGGGGGUGACUGCGACAGACACAUGGCUUGGUGCCCCAAAGAGACAAGUGUUGGGUCACUCAAUCUCUGCCCUCAGCCACAAUGCCAUACUCUUAACUGUGAGACCUGCCUCCUUAACGAUAACUGCGAGUGGGCCCUGAAUGAUGUCGGGAUCACAGAGUGCAUAACAAAGGACCUUGUUGAAAAGAACCAAUACAAAGUGAUAGGAACUUGUCCGCCAGCGUGCAGCAACUUCAACAACUGCAGCACAUGUCUGACGGCCGAGCGGGAGAAUCCAAAGAAUUGCCGAUGGUCAGCUAUGCUCAAUGCGUGUAUAUCGCCCGGAACUCAGCCACUCUUCUGCGCCGGUGGAGUUUGUGGGUUGGUCUUAAGCUCGAACGAUAUUGAGCACUGCCCAGAGCCCUGCGAUGUCUAUACUCAGUGUGCGACUUGCUUGAAACACGCUCAUUGCGGCUGGUGUUCGAGGGAUGGCGAAAACGGAGAAGGUGUCUGCACAGAGGGUUCCCUGGAGGUUUCGUUGGGAAAUCAGUCAGCCCUGACGUGUGAACUUGUCUACCCGACAGCCAGCAAUAGCUCCUUGAUGAAUCUCUCAAGCACUCUCACAUGGAACUAUGUGCAGUGUCCAGCGGAAAAUGAGUGCAGCAAUGGACAUCACAAUUGCGAUGCUGUGUCGGAGGAGUGUACCGACUCCCACUUUGGCUAUCAGUGUAUAUGCGCCGAAGGUUAUCGUCAGGAAAACGGUUCCUGCGUGCCAGUCUGUUCUCAGGGUUGUGUAAGGGGGAAGUGCAUCCAGCCGAAUAAAUGUGAGUGUUUCUUUGGCUAUGUCGGAGCCAAUUGCAGCAUUCAAUGUCAAUGCAACGGCCACUCCAAUUGCGAGGGUCCCGACAAGCUUGACUCGUGUAUCAAAUGUCACAACAACACUAUGGGAGCCCAGUGCGAAAAGUGUCAGCCUCUUUUUGUGGGAAAUCCCAAAGAGGGCAAGAAUUGUGUGCCAUGUUUGGAAUACUGCAACGGCCACACUGAUGUCUGUGUCAAUGCUGAAUUUUACCCGGUUUACUUAAACAUGACCCGAGCCGAUUUGGAGAAUAUAUUGCCUCAAGGCCCCGAAGCCAAUGCCACCUGCUUACGAUGUAGUAACUUCACUGAUGGCAGCCGCUGUGACACUUGCAUCACUGGAUUCUUCCGUGGAACAGAAGAUUUGCACAAGGAAUGCCGCCCCUGUCAAUGUCACGGCCAUGGAAAUAUUUGUGACCCGGUCACCGGAGAGAAGUGCAACUGUGCGAAUAACACGGAAAGUGAUGCAACUUGCACCGCUGGGGGAGGGAAAAACUCAGCUCAGAUGUGUUGGAUGGUCCAAUGCUCGAAAUGCCGCGAUUCUUAUGCUGGAAAUCCCAUCGAUGGACAUCAAUGCUACAAGCAAAUAACAGUUGAAUCAAGGAUGUGUUUUGAUGCUAAACCAAUUGAAGAAUGCAAAGCAAAACCUUUGCCUUUGAAACCCGGCCAAACUGUGUUCUUUGUGAUUCAGCCCCGUUUUAUGAACGUCGACAUUCGGAUACUCAUCGACGUAACUCAAGGAGAGCUGGAUGUUUUCAUGUCUCCCCAAGACGAUUCGUUUAUUGUUGAGAAUAACGAAACUUCCGGACAUCACUCGGUGUUCCUGGACAAUCGCUAUCGGUGGGUGUCCAGAUCACACCUCUCAUACCCACUCAACAUCGCCCAACCGAAUAAUGUCACCAUUAAAACAAUGAUGAGUGAACACAAAACAUUCUGGACACCUCACAUACACGACUGUAAGUCUCUUGGCGGAACUGGCUUCUACGUCAAGGACAAGCACGCACGAGAAUUGAGCACCCACGUUACCCUGCACCAAUGCAACACACUUCUACGUCUGUUUGGAUUGAAGAACCGCCUUGUUCUCACCCUGCCCCAGAACUCGCACAAUUUGAGUGCAACGCGUUUCUUCAUAGCCCUGCGAGCCAGCCCCGGGUCGGAUCAGAGCUAUGGCUCCAUUGUGUUCCGACAGGAUCAACUACAUAUCGAUCUAUUUGUAUUCUUUUCGGUUUUCUUUUCUUGUUUCUUCCUCUUCCUGGCCAUAUGUGUGGUCGCCUGGAAGGCUAAACAAGCUGCCGAUCUGCGACGAGCUCGUCGACGUCACAUUGUCGAAAUGCUUCACAUGGCCAAGCGGCCAUUUGCCUGCGUUUUCCUUACCAUGUGUCACGACACUGAAAGUCCCAUGCCCUUCACUCGACGCGGUCGAAUAAAAGUCCUAUCAUCGUCGUCGUCGCAACAGUCCGCAAGUCCCCUGAUAAGAUUGGUGGCCAUAGAACCCACCGUAGACAAUUAUGCUGCAGUGGGAACUGUGUUCGUCAGUUUGCCAGGCAAUCAAAAGGCACCUAAUACUCUAGCUCUUGGAUCAUCUAUGAUCCUCUUUCCCCGACAAUAUCCCCUCAACGCAAGAAAUGCGCAAAGAAAUCGACGUUCCAGCUCUCAGCAGCAACUGCCCGUUAAUUGAGGAGCGCCCUUAAAUUAAUCGACUGAUCAUUUUUAUACAUAGAAGAUAUCUUCUAUCUUAGUUCUUAUUUUAUACUCUUCUAAAAAAAAAAAAACAAAAUGGAAACAAAACGGAAAUGAAGUUGAGGUAGAGGUGGAAAGAAUCUCAUCUUUAGGAACUUUUUUGAAACAUGUUUACAAACAAAAGUGUUCCAUCAAACUAUCCACAACAUAACAAUAAGUAAAAUAGUAAAGUAAUUAUUAGCAAUGAAUGUUGAGUGUUAAAAAACAAACUACCAUAAAAAGUAAACCCUUUAAUGUGAUGAAAAAUGAAAUGAUAUGAAAACCAUUUAACCUUUUAGGUGUUAAUAUAGUCAAUGUAUAGACAAAUUGUGUAUUUUAUUGGUAGGAGAAUAAUUGGCUAGGCUAAGGCGAUGGGCUGGCUAGGCGCAAAAGAAUCACACAUAAAUGUAUUGUUUUAUAUUUUAAACUAAGGUCAAAGUAUUCUCUUAGUUCCUGUACCUGUGUCAAUAUGUUGAAACAAAUUAUUAAAUUAUAAACUUUUUCGAUUAUAUCUACUUACAUAUAUUAUAUCCCCAUUAGACACCCCCCCUCCCCCUUAAGAAAAAUCGAUGAGCUCGAAUAUGUUUUUUUUGUAUGUAUUAUAAAUAAUAUUUCUUUUAUUUACAAUUAUCCAUAAUGUCGUAUUAUUUUAUAUAUUUUUUGGUUAUGGUUAUUGUGAAAUUAUUUUUGUAAGAUAUUGUUUUUUUAUUAUUAUAGUCAAUUAAAACAAAAAUUAUAAAUAUACAUAAUUAAUAUAUAAUUUAAGUCAAAUGCAAAACGUUGAACUGCACGAAGCUAUAUAAAAUGCAAUAUGAAUGAAUGUGAAUUGUAUUUUUAUUGUUAGAAAGAAAAAAACAAAACAAAAAACAAACCGUUGUAUUUUUUCGUUUGUUUAAUUAUUUUAAUUAAAUGUUUUUAUUUUAUUUGUUCUUGUCCUCAAAAAUUGAAUCUGAUCUGUAAUAUGCUCAUUUAGGAAAAUCCAUUUAAAGUGGAGAUCUCAAAAAAAAAAGGAGAAAAGAAUUUGUAUUUUGUGUGUUUUAAUUUUUUUAUAUUUUUUCAAUAUAAGUAAAUAAGAUGUUUUCCUAAGUCAAAAUCUAUUUUCUUUUUUAAUUUUGAAACUAAUUUUUUAUUUGUGUAAUAUAUAAAUAAAUCAAAAAAUUAUAUAUAUAUAUAUAUCCUACCCAUAAGGUUGAAAAGAAAUUAAGGUAUAAAGAAUAAUGUGAAUAUAAACGUG